AUGGGUAAUAUUCGUAAUUUAGGCAGCGACAAUCGCUCGCUGCUAAUCGGCGUUUGUACUAUAUUGCCGCUACUAAUGCGCAAUGUGGCGGCAAUUACCGCCGCUACAGCAACCACCAGCACUACUUACCGCAGUAAUAGAAAUUACGAGGAUGCGACGGCGGCUGAGGCAGCAGCGGCUGCAGUGACAGCAGCCAUGACCGCAGCCGCAUUGCCAGCGGCGGCAACCGCAAAAGAUUACUCACAACAAUUACCGCGGUAUUAUCAAGCGCCAUCCGCGCCGUUGACGACCACAACACGAGAUGUAGACGCGGCAGAUGUGGCUGUGGCACCGCUAUACCGAAAUUAUUUCGAAAAUACUGAUGCGGGUAGUGACAAAAUUGGCGCAAGGACAGUAAUUACGCGCGAUCAAAUGGCACAAUGGCGCAUGCCGGCUGCUGGAAGCGAACAAGCGGCAAUCGCCACAGAUGGGGCGGCGGUAAUGACAGCAGCUGGAUUUGUGCCAACAACAAUGACAGCUGCAGGUCAACAUUAUGCUACGAGUAUGUCUGUAGGCUUUGACUUUCCAGCGAGCGUAGGCGGCGGGGAAAUGGUCAAGGCGGAGCGUGGCCCAGACGCCGCGAGCAAUGACUACGCAUAUGCAGGGUCUGCCGGAAAAAUUGAUUAUGAAAUCAAUGAGGAUAAUUACGAGAGUAGGAAAAAUGGCGACAGUUAUGGCUUUGGUCAAGCUGCAGUUACCGGUAGCAGCGGAUCGGGUUUGCACACAGCUGAUGCAUAUGAAAUGUACAAGUAUGACAUGAACGAAUACGCCGAACAUAUGCAACGCGCCUUAGCGGCCAGCGCGGGCACCGGCGAGGGGCGUCAUGAAACGACAGCUGGUGCUGACAGUAGCAAUCAAGGAGGCGCAAGUGCAUAUUUCGAGAAUCGUUUACCGGCCUAUGAAAAUUAUUUUAUGCCCACUUACCAGAUUGAACAAUUUUCCAAUUACCAUAAUCAAGAGCAGCCGCAGGAUGGUGGACAGCAAGAGCAGCAAGUAGCAGUGCAGCAUACGGCGGAUGAAGAGGGGCGCGAGCAGCCACAGUUAGGGUCAUUGGGUUCGUUCGACAACAGCGAUGUGGACAAAAACGCUGUGCUGCGACAAUUUAAUAAAGGCGCGAAUAUCGAAAAUUAUGCAAAUGACAAGCAAAAAUUGCUUUACUACGCAAAACAAUCGCAACUGCAACAAGAGCAGCAACCACUACAACAACAUCGCAUGGAACACCAACACCAACAACAACAGCAACUACAAUUAUCGCCUCAGCUGCGCAAAUUUCCCGAGCUUAUGCAUUUUUCCCUGCAUCAGCACUUGCCGCAUCCAGAACAGCGCCCAGUCAAAGUGCCAGCAAAAGCAACGCGUUCAAAUCACAAAGUGCCGCUAUCCGCGCGCCGUCGCCAGCAACAACAGCUACAGCAUCAAAGGCGUGUCGCCGCAUCGCUGCCGGCGCUGCGCAUUAUGGGCAAUAUGGCGCGGCUCAGCUUGUCGCCAACAACGGAGAAUUCGCACGUUGACAGUGACAUCAGCAGCAGCAACAACAGUGGCAAUUUAAAUAUUGACAGCAUUCGAAGCCGUUCAGGCAGCGACAAAAGAAGCAUCAGCGAAAAAGUUGCCGACAGCACGAGCGCACCAUCGCAUUUGCACUAUGCACUGACACACGCACACGCACACGCACACGGCCAUUCACAGCCAGCGCAUGUGUCACGGCUCACGCUCGAUGACAGCGUAAACGAAAUUGAUGACACGCAUAACAAUAUCGACGACAGUGUAAGCGACAGGAAUAGCGGCAGCGACAGCGACGUCACCAACCGCCGUGGCAACCACCUCGACCAGGAUUUCGUGUCAGUGUCACACCAUCAACCGGCAGCGCCAUACCACCACCAGCACUACACGCUGCCACCCAUCACAACCACCGUACGUCAUACGCCCGCCAGCUCUGCCGCGCUUGCUGGCAUACCACUCGCACGUCACGUUGAGGUGACCAAGCAUAUUGCUGCUGUCACCGACUAUGAGCGCAUACAUGUGCCCUACAACCAGAGCGUACCCAUCCGUAUACCACAACCCGUUGUGACAACCAUUCCGCGACCCUACGCCAUUCGUGUGCCCGUUGCAAGGAAUGUUGUCGUGCCGAAAGUGCAGGAGGUGCGCAUACCGAUAGAGAAGGUGAAACCCUUUCCCGUGGAGCGACCCGUGCCGUUCGUGGUGGAGCGUAGCGUACCCUAUAUGGUGGAGAAACAGGUGGCGAAACCCGUCUACUAUCCCUAUCCUGUGCAGGUACCCAUCGUGAAGACCAUUGUGCACAAAGUGCCACGACGCCAUCACAGCUACGGCGCAUAUCAGCCACAUGCAAGCUCAUCACAUCCGUUCUCUUUGGGCCAGUACCAUUUACAACACCAACACCUGAGCACACAUAAUGCACUGCCCAAUCUGCAUUACACACAUGCGGCGCAUUUGGGUUGAGUAGCGGGGGCAGAGUGUGAGAGUUCGAUCGAUGGGCUGGAGUAGUAGCGGCGUUGGCGUUG
Molecule: messenger RNA, 2555 nt
Organism: Rhagoletis pomonella (apple maggot)
Lineage: Eukaryota; Metazoa; Arthropoda; Insecta; Diptera; Tephritidae
Exons: 1
Coding region: 1-2493 (830 amino acids)
Source: RefSeq, a predicted model, not a curated record